Molecule: messenger RNA, 1153 nt
Organism: Coniophora puteana RWD-64-598 SS2
Lineage: Eukaryota; Fungi; Basidiomycota; Agaricomycetes; Boletales; Coniophoraceae
Exons: 11
Coding region: 680-1153 (157 amino acids)
Source: RefSeq, a predicted model, not a curated record
AUGAACGCAACAUUAUCACUAGUACUAGGGCUAAAUGCGGACUUGGAAGUAGUUUCCGACAGCGUAGAAGCUAACAACAUCACCCUUGAGGCAAUAUCAACCUACCGACACAUCGCAGUACUCACUGUAUCGGACGAGGUAAUUAUAAGCUAUCCCAUUGGACCACAAAGUUUCUACGCUGAACCCAUUCGACUCCGAUCAUUUGUAGGUACAAAUUGUGUGGACGCCCGGUUUCAAGCUUCUCAAAAUCCUAUAUUUCUUUAACCGCUACUUUUCCCUGCUAUCUGGAAUUAUGCAGGCAUAUUUUGUCGUUGCUGAUCACUAUACAUAUGAAAUAUGUAUGUACAUUACAAGCUAAACAAUAAGCUAAACGGUACGAACCAGGGCAUAUAAGGCCAGGCAUGGUACAAAGCAAGUUCUGGAGCCAGUGAGUCAAGUUUCCAUAGGAAAUUUUACUGGUAGAUUUUUGAGCUGGGAGUGCUAGUAUUUCUUGUGUGCUGGAACGGAGGAGGAAUUAUGCUAUGCCAUAUCCAUGCCAUAUACAAAAACCGUCAGAGCUUCAUCCGAAAGCGCCUUCUAAUAUAAGCACCAUGACUCAUAAGUUUUGUCUGAAAUAGAAAAGGCAGUUACACGCUCUGUGACAGCCCUGUAUGUGAUAACCGUUCUGUACAGCCUUGGUAUGGGUGCUAUAGCUUCUGGAAUUCUCACUCAAGCAUCGGAACCGCAACUUGGAGUAUGUCUCAUGUAUCCUGUCAAAACUUCGGUCACAGACUACACCAGCAUACCCAUGCUGGUGACAGAUAUUAUUUUUAUGACGUUCAUCGGCUAUAAAACCAUAACCUACUACAGAAAAUCUCUCAAUAAACGCUGGAUUGGAGCAACCCUCAUGAAAAGGCUCGGUCAAGGGAGUGUUGUGUGCUAUAUCAGUGUUUGCCUGGCAGAACUUCUCGCCAUGUUGCUGCAACUCUUAGCCCCGUACCUCAUAUUCAUGGCGGGAAGCAUCUUCUUUUCCGCAUAUGCAAUGGCCAUCAAUCGUCUUGUCCUGGGGAUGAAUAAGACCAGCAAGCGGAACUUGAAUGGAGGCGAAGACUCAGAGUUCCAAAAGUUGCCGUAUUGUCAAGUCAAGCAUCUUGCUUUCCGAGUCACUCCGUGA